Loxodonta africana (African savanna elephant) is the source of this 1378-nucleotide messenger RNA. Its product is annotated as olfactory receptor 2G3-like. The record is from RefSeq and is a predicted model, not a curated record. Bases 32 to 1045 code for a protein of 337 amino acids. Lineage: Eukaryota; Metazoa; Chordata; Mammalia; Proboscidea; Elephantidae. Gene Ontology annotation, biological process: detection of chemical stimulus involved in sensory perception of smell; G protein-coupled receptor signaling pathway. Gene Ontology annotation, molecular function: G protein-coupled receptor activity; olfactory receptor activity. The transcript has a single exon. Gene Ontology annotation, cellular component: plasma membrane.
UCCCACUACUCAACAUUGACUUGACGGCUACAUGUUUGAUUUUGGGUUUUGGGCCCAACACCUGUAUUUUUAUACUUGUUUCUUUCCUUUCAUGAGUAAGGUGAUGAAGACGAGUAAUGAGAGUUGGGGAGGUGAUUUCAUACUGGUGGGCUUCUCUGACCAGCCACAGCUUGAGAAGAUCCUCUUUGUGGUUGUGCUGAUCUCCUACCUCCUGACACUGAUAGGUAACACAGCCAUCAUUCUGGUCUCCAGACUGGAUCCCAUGCUCCAUAUGCCCAUGUAUUAUUUUCUUACCAUUCUCUCCUUUGUUGACAUCUGCUUUAGCACCAGCAUUGUGCCCCAACUGCUAUGGAACCUCCAUGAGCCCACCAAGACAAUUACUCCUGUAGGCUGUACUAUUCAACUUUACUUGUCUUUGGCACUGGGAUCCACUGAGUGUGUUCUCCUAGCUGUCAUGGCAUAUGACCGCUAUGCUGCUGUUUGCCGACCACUUCAUUAUGCUACCAUUAUGCAUCCACGACUUUGCCAGUCACUUGCAGGAGUGGCAUGGUUGAGUGGAGUGGGUAACUCCCUAAUUCAAGGCACCAUCACCCUUCGGCUGCCCCUUUGUGGGAACCGGAGGAUUUACCACUUCAUCUGUGAAGUGCCUGCCAUGAUCAAGUUGGCCUGUGUAGACAUUCAUGCCAAUGAGGUCCAACUCUUCAUGGCUUCCUUGGUACUGCUCCUCCUCCCUCUGAUACUCAUCUUGGUCUCAUAUGGAUACAUUGCCCAAGCAGUGAUGAGAAUCAGGUCAGCCCAAGCCUGGCAUAAAGCCCUUGGAACAUGUGGGUCUCACCUGUUGGUAGUGUCCCUCUUCUAUGGGACUGCCACAGCUGUUUAUAUCCAGCCCAACAGUUCCUAUGCCCAUAAUCAGGGAAAGUUUAUAACCCUCUUGUAUACUGUAGUUAUUCCCACUCUCAAUCCCCUUAUUUACUCUCUGCGAAACAAAGAUGUAAAGGGAGCUUUGAAGAGGCUGGGGAGAAAAGAUCAGUGUACAGGAGAAUGAGAAAGUGAUGAGGAAAAUGUGCAACCUGAUUUAACUAAGGUGGGAGUGCUGAAAGACACUGAAAGGUUGAAAUGUUUCCUGCAAAACUAAAUUCCCAACACUCUGAAGAAUUCAUAGGAAACUGAAAUCAUUUUCUUCGAUCCCUCUACUUAACAUACUCAGGAUAUCACAUCAGGAUAACAAGACUGACCUGUUGUUAUCUGCCUGUCAAUUGGUUUACCCAAUAAAUACAAACAAGAUUUUUGUGUUUGUACUUUACUGGAUAUUUUUUUUUAAGUUAAUUUUCUUCCCUCUCUGUUCUUUCUCUUAUAUAAAUCCUGGCUUUGCCUUGUU